Messenger RNA from Dromiciops gliroides (monito del monte), 2767 nucleotides. RefSeq names its product dehydrogenase/reductase 9 (gene DHRS9). NCBI's taxonomy places the organism in Eukaryota, Metazoa, Chordata, Mammalia, Microbiotheria, Microbiotheriidae. The record is from RefSeq and is a predicted model, not a curated record. The coding region runs from base 149 to 1120 and encodes 323 amino acids. The transcript is spliced from 5 exons.
ACCCAGAGAGAAGCAACAUUUGGUUUCCGUGGCCCAACCUUUCCCUCCUUUUCUGGUCAAAAGAAGUCAAGGGGUAGCUAGCCUCUGAGAGCCAGCUCGUCUUGAGAUCAGGAGAAAAGGAGUCUCCCUGUUGGCAAAAAAAAAGAAAAUGAUCCUUUGGAUGUUAGCCUUUCUAAUCAUAUUCUACUUAUUGUGGAAUUGCAAAGGACUUCUAAGGAUUGCCGACAUCAAUGACAAGUAUAUCUUCAUCACUGGGUGUGACACAGGCUUUGGAAAUUUGGCAGCAAAAACUUUUGAUAAAAAAGGAUUUCGUGUUCUUGCUGGUUGCCUGACAGAAUCAGGAUCCAGGGCUCUAAAGGCAUCUACUUCUGGAAGUCUUCAACUGUGCUUUUUGGAUGUGACAGACCCAGACAAUGUAAAAAGGACAGCCCAGUGGGUGAAGAUGAGGUUGGGGAAAAAGGUGAGUGACACAGGUCUUUGGGGACUGAUCAAUAAUGCUGGCAUUCUUGGGGUUCUGGCUCCCACCGACUGGCUGACAGUGGAACACUUCAGGGAGCCCUUUGAAGUAAAUCUGUUUGGUCUCAUCAAUGUGACAUUGAACAUGCUACCUUUGGUCAAGAAAGCUCGAGGGAGGAUAAUUAAUGUCUCCAGCAUAGGUGGUCGGCUUGCAAUCUCUGGAGGAGGAUAUACCCCAUCCAAGUAUGCAGUAGAAGGGUUCAACGAUAGCUUAAGGAGGGACAUGAAAGAAUUUGGGGUAAAAGUGUCAUGCAUCGAACCUGGAUUGUUUAAAACAGGACUGUCGGAUCCAGUAAAGGCCACUGAAAAGAAAAUGGCGGUUUGGAACCAACUUUCACCAGAUAUCAAACAACAAUAUGGUGAUGGAUACAUUGAGAAAAGUCUGGCUAAAAAAGAAAAACACAAGCAUUUUCAGAACAUAGAUCUGUCACUGGUUGUAAAGUGCAUGGACCAUGCCUUAACAAGCCUCUUUCCUCAAACUCAUUACAUCGCCGGUGUAGAUGCCAAGACUUUUUGGAUUCCUCUGUCGCUCAUGCCAGCAAUGUUGCAAGAUCUUCUGUUGCAGAAACAUAAAGUAAAACUGGCUGAUCCAAAGGCAGUGUGAUUCAGUCAACCUGAAUUGCUCAGUUCCUAAGUAAUGAGAUUGAUAGAUUUAAAGACUAAUCAGGAUUUGGGCAUCAUUCUGAUUGAACCUGAUUCCAUUUGGAAGCCUAUGUUACUUGACGUAAGCAAAGCAUCCUCAACCAUCACUGAUGAACUCCUUGAGGUGUGUCUUAAGCCUUGACUAGAAAGUAGGCAGAAGUGGUAAACUGAGACUUGGCAAGAAGGAGUAGGUGGAAGGGGAGAUGUGAUGCUGUUACCUAGGCAGGGCUGGUCCCAAAUACAGGUGCUCAACACUAUUUGAAGGUCAAUGAAAACCCCAGCUUCCCCAAUCCAAUGUUAUCUUCCUCUGGCCCACCAAAAUACUUUUACCACAUUUAGAGUCACUCUUUUUGAUUAAAGUAUUGUUUACAGGAGGCUUUAUUAAAAUGUAAAGGAUUAACAAAGAUAAAUUCAUCAGAUUAGCUCUUGUCACCUGGCAGGAUCUAGACAUUGAAGUGAUUGGAAACAGGACAGGUAGCUUUUGAUGGUGGGAGGAUAGGAAUAGAAUUGAACUUAAGGUGCUUCCUGCAGAAGACAAAUCAGAAUGGACCUCUGAAUGACACAGAAUGACCUUUAGUGGGAAUGGGCAGGAAAAAGGGGAAGGGUCCAUCCCUUCAAUCCAAAAUUGUCUUUUCCCCUUGGCCUUGUGACAAACCACAGGGAGGGAAGAAAGGGAGAGGAGGAGGAGUGACAAAAAUGACAGGACAAGAGGCCUCAAAGUGGCAGUGAGAAGAGACAUCAACGAUAAACUUCACCAUUCAGUAGACAUUUAUGACGUGCCUAGUACAUAUAAGGCAUUAUGGUAUGAAUUGGAGCUAUAAAAGCAAAAAAAAAAAAAACUAUCUUUGCCCUUAAGAAUCUUAGAAUCUAAAAGGCUGGGGAGAAUAUCAAUGUUCUAUUCUUUCCAGACCACUGAAAAUAUGACCAUCUAUGUCAAAUUAGAGAGUAUAACCUUAAUCUCCUCCUACAAAGGAAACAAAAGCAUCUGGGGAUUUUUAUUUCAACAAAGGAUCAUCCUCAAAGCAGAAGAAUGGCCUGUUACAGGGUAUCCUUGGUAUAUCCCUCCUGGGGUCCCUUAGAGAACUGCAAAGAUCACCAGAAGAGUCACACAGCCAGGACUUGGACCCAGGUCAUCCUGACUUUAAGACAAGCUCUGUCCAAACUGCCUCUAAUGAGCUACAGGAUAAAUUAUAAAUUAUAAAUUAUAAUCAUUAACACAAACUCACAACAAAUUCAACCAACUCUGGAUCACUGCUCCAUCCAUCUAGGGGUUCCAAUCUGCUCAGGUUGCUACCAGAGGCAUCAAAACCCUCCCUAGACUCUACAGGGAGAUUACUGAUAGUCAUGUAUCUCUCUGGAUUUGCCCACUUUGAAUUUAUAACCCCAGGAGGUGUUUGAGAAUUAGAAAAUUGGCUUGGGCUCUGGACAUAUUGAAUGGAAUAUCCAACAAUUCACUAAUGGGGCAAACACAACACAACACGCUGUCCUCCAAAUCCCCCUGAGAGUGCCUCCAAACUCGGGAAGCAAGAAAGUGGGACUUGACAUGUAUUAUUUGUGUUUUUAUCUUUUCCAUACUCUGUGUUUAAAUCAUUGUUCAAUGGACCCCCUC